AUGGAAAUUUUCCCAUCCAUAUGCUUUGAUUACUAUGAAUGUUUGGAUGCAGGAGAAUUUGAAAGACAUGAAGAAUUUGAUGGGGAAAAAAGUGACGGGGAAAUCAGUGAAGAAGAGUCUGAUGACAAUAAUGAUGAGGGUGAGAGUGAGGAUUGGGAUGAUAAUGAUGACUCCGAUUCUUUAAGUGAUGAUGAGUACCAGGACUGGGAUGACAGUGACUAUCAGGGGCCUUUGAAUAAUGAUGAAGAUGAUGAGUCAAGAUAUUAUUCACCCAGAGAUUCUGGAGGAUAUUCUGUGUAUGCAAUUGGUGAAGACAACCCGAUGAUUGACCGCACAGAUGCUAUCCAAUCAACACUCACGAUCCACAUAAAAGGAGAUGAGCCAGCAUCAGAUUCAAAAGAUAGUGAAGGAUAUGAGAUCACUUUGAAGGGAAAGCAAACCUUAUAG
Messenger RNA from Macadamia integrifolia, 447 nucleotides. RefSeq names its product phosphopantothenoylcysteine decarboxylase subunit VHS3-like. The record is from RefSeq and is a predicted model, not a curated record. Bases 1 to 447 code for a protein of 148 amino acids. The transcript has a single exon. NCBI's taxonomy places the organism in Eukaryota, Viridiplantae, Streptophyta, Magnoliopsida, Proteales, Proteaceae.